Molecule: messenger RNA, 1552 nt
Organism: Closterium sp. NIES-67
Lineage: Eukaryota; Viridiplantae; Streptophyta; Zygnematophyceae; Desmidiales; Closteriaceae
Source: the annotation of a GenBank genome assembly
AUCCAAGAGCUCCGCGCUAACCCCGACACACAGGCAGCAGGGACGGUGAUUGAAGCUAGUCUCGACAAGCAGAGGGGGCCGGUGGCAACACUGCUGGUGCAGAACGGCACCCUGAGGCUGGGAGACGUGGUGCUGUGUGGGGAGGCGUAUGGCAAGAUCCGAGCCCUGGUGGACGACACGGGUAGCCGCAGUGACUCUGCUGGUCCUUCCCUUGCUGUCGAGGUCCUGGGGCUCAGCUCCGUGCCGGUGGCAGGGAUCACUUCGAGGUGGUCGACUCCCUCGACAGGGCGCGCUCCAUGGCCGAGGAAGCUGCGGGGAAGCUGCGCACCGCCAGGCUGGCGGCCCUGCAGGGCGAGUCGAAGGUGUCGCUGUCUGCGCUGGCGGGGCGGGGGUCUACGGGUGAUGGGUCGGACGGUGAGCGACGAGGAGGGGUUAGAGUUCCACCAGCUCAACGUGAUCCUCAAAGUCGACAACCAGGGUGCAGUGGAGGCCAUUCGUGAGGCUCUGGCGGCUCUGCCACAAGACACGGUGUCGCUGCGAUUCCUGCUGCAGGCUGCUGGUGACGUGGCACUGAGCGACAUUGACCUGGCGGUUGCCAGCGAGGCAGUGGUGCUGGCCUUUAACGUGAACAUGCCGCCCGCUGUGGAGGCAGCAGCAGAGGAGAAGGGCGUUGAAGUGCGGACGUACCGGGUGAUCUACGAUCUCAUUGACGACGUCCGCAAGGCGAUGGAGGGGCUGCUGGACUCUGUAGAGGAGCGCACGCCAUUAGGCUCGGCGGAGGUUCGGGCGGUGUUUGGUGCGGGCAGCAGCAAGGUGGCGGGGGUGAUGGUGACGGAAGGAAAGCUGGUGAAGGGGUGUGGGGUGGCGGUGAUCCGAGGGAAGAAGGAGGUGCACUCCGGUACACUCACCUCGCUCCGACGAGUCAAGGAACUCGCCAAAGAGGUUGUGGCUGGCUUGGAGUGCGGAGUGGGUCUGGAGGGCUUUGACGAGUGGCAGCAGGGCGACAGCAUCGAGGCGUUUGAGGUGGUGCAGAAGGCCCGGUCGCUGGAAGAUGCUUCCAAGGAGGUCACAAAAGCGGUGGCAGAGAAAACCGAGUCCAUGGGGAUAGCAGUCGGUGCAGCGUAACUCUGUAACUCCAGGGAUGUGGGCUUUGGGGGGGAGGGGGGAGAGGGGGGAAUGAGUGGCAGCAGGGCGACACCAUAGAGGCAUUUGAGGUGGUGCAGAAGUUCGGUCUCUGGAAGAUGCAUCCAAGGAAGUCACUAAGGCGGUGGCAGAGAAAACCGAGUCCAUGGGGACAGCAGUCGGGACUGCGUAACUCUGUAAUGGGAGGGCUUGUGCUUGUGCUUUCACAAUUGGCAACAAAAAAACGGUUGAUGGGAACAACAGUCCACACUGUUUAGCUAGCUUCCAAUAGUUUUUGGUGUGCAUAGUGAAAUUGACAUUUAUGAGCACCGACAACCUUCCGUUGCUUUCAUGCGGUCAUAAACAGAUUAGUUGUUUUGUUGAGUGGACAAUAUUUUGUUAACUGAUCUGUUACGUUAUGCAAGCAGGC